UAGGAUAAGGAAUACAAUGUACAGAAGGGAUCCAAUCCGGUUUAAGCUAGUUUUGGUGCAGAUGGAACAUUUAUGUUCGUAAGUUACAGUGUGUUCUGUCGAUAUACUGCGGAGGCUGGCAUUGUCCAUUCUUAAGGCGAGCGCACACUUUACCGUGACCGCUGAAGACUACGUUGUUAUAUAGUAGACCACAAAAGCUAAGCAACCAUGGCGAAAAGAAACAAAGCUAAUGAUAAUGCUGAAGUGGAGCCCAAGAGACGAUCCAUCCGGUUGUCCAACAAAUCACAGCCAGAGCCCAAGGCGAAGCCACAGAAGGCUGCUCCUAAGCCCAAAAAGGCUAAGGAUGUAGAAAAGGCCAAGCCAGAGGAGAAGAAAGAAGAAGUGGAGACUGAGAAGGAAGAGGCAGCACCAGAAAACGGAGAGGCCAAGGAAGAAGCUGAGAAGGAGGCGCCAGCUUCAGAUACGGCGGAUGAAAAGGGAGACGAGACUGAGGCAAAGGAUGAAGCAACAGAGUAGUAAAGACCAUAAACUCAGGCACCCCCUGUACCUCCAUUCUUGUAUAAUGCAGAGAGUAUUUUUAUCAACUAUUUUCUUAAGAAAAGACAGUGAGGUUUAAGUGAUAUGAUUGCAGAAAUGCAUUUUAAAUACUAAAAGACACACUUGAAAAGAGAUUCCUUUGUAUUCAUGGUUUUUGGGAUUUAUUUCUGGUUUUAGGCUAAUGUCUUUUUCCUUUUGCUCUUAUUUUGUUUUGCUCUUAUUUUGUUUUGCUCUUACAUAGCGCUGAAAUGACUUCUUUAAGAGGGAGGGGCAGGUUGCAGUUAUCUGCAUGACAUGUAAUCGAGCCUAUAUCAGGAAUGUAAUGUUGACCGGCACAGUUUGCCUGAAACAUUGCAAAGGCUACAUGAGGGAUUUUGUUUGUACCAUGAAUUGUGAAUUCUUACAUGCCAUUACGUUACUUUCAUUUGUCUGAUAGGAAUUAAGAUGGUUGUGGCUGUUAAAACUGUGCACUACACCACGUGAUUUCUUUCGCAUACAUUUGGUUUCUUGAAUCCACAGUUCAGUGUUAUCAUCAUGCCCACUCAAACUGGAAUUGAUCAGAUGUGUCCUUGACUUCUGUCAAUCGUUAGGCAACAUUGUAGUAACAUUUGUAUAGCUGCUGUGAAACGGCUUUCUUUCUGAAUCAUAAUAGCUGAAUGCAGUAUGUGACGGUACAUUGUGAGGAUGGGUCGGUGGGCGAGUGUUUUCUAACCAUCGCAUUGUGCAUUACAUUGUUAAUCAUACUGGCCAUACCUUAUCGUUUUAGCAUACUAAUAAUCAAAAUACUGUAAUUAACUUUAUCCUACCAGUGUAUGUGCCACAAGUAGCUGCCAUUGUACAGUUUUCAGUUUUUUGUAGUUCUCUCAUGACUGGCAUAAAAGGCUUAUUAAAAUGGGCAUAAUUUCUCAUAAGUGUCUUUAUCCCGAGUCAAAAUGUGCUCCAGCGUACUUGGAAAAAUUGCAACUCAGAAAAUAUAGUGCUACCUCGUGGCAUUUACCUCCGGAAGGCUUUACGCUUUUUUUAACCACUCGGAGAGCUAGUUGUGUGGCGUGAAGAGGCUAAAAAGUAAUUCUAAUAAAAAAAAAACCACAAUGUUUUCGCACACUGUUGAUAUCAAAUGAGAUAGAAAACAAGACGCAAUUCAGUCGUUU
Lampris incognitus (smalleye Pacific opah) is the source of this 1688-nucleotide messenger RNA. RefSeq names its product non-histone chromosomal protein HMG-14A-like. The coding region runs from base 208 to 516 and encodes 102 amino acids. The transcript has 6 exons. Lineage: Eukaryota; Metazoa; Chordata; Actinopteri; Lampriformes; Lampridae. The record is from RefSeq and is a predicted model, not a curated record. Gene Ontology annotation, cellular component: chromatin; nucleus. Gene Ontology annotation, molecular function: nucleosomal DNA binding.